Arvicanthis niloticus (Nile rat) is the source of this 1666-nucleotide messenger RNA. RefSeq names its product CD177 antigen-like. Gene Ontology annotation, cellular component: plasma membrane raft. NCBI's taxonomy places the organism in Eukaryota, Metazoa, Chordata, Mammalia, Rodentia, Muridae. The record is from RefSeq and is a predicted model, not a curated record. Gene Ontology annotation, biological process: regulation of integrin-mediated signaling pathway; leukocyte cell-cell adhesion; cell-cell junction maintenance.
GCAGAUACGUUACUUCAGAUCACAACUGAAGCCCGAGUUUCUGGUGACCAUAUUCUGAAGCCAGAAAGAAUUUUCUACUUAAGUGGAAAAGGAGCAGUGAGAGACCAAAUCCCCUAGUCCUGAGGAAAGGAGCCAGUGAGGACAAGCAGGGGAAAAGAGAGAGAAGAGGCCGAAGGUUAUCAGUUCCCAUGUCCUGAUCAGCUCUUCCCAGCCUCAGAGAAGCCAUGGGAGCCUGCUGCAUCCAGUAUGUCCUGCUCCUCUCUCUGCUGGGCUUCUUCCCCUGCUCAGUUACUCUGACUUGUCACAAGGGAAUCAUGGUGCAACUUGACACUGGCUUCACUAAGAAAGCAGUUGAGUGGAAAUCAGUUGGGACCACUAAAGCUGCACAUCCUAAGAUAUGUCAGGAGACACUUCUGCUCAUAGAUGUAGGUAUAAAAUCUCUCCUAUUGGGGAGCAAAGGCACCAGCAAAGCUGAGAGUAAGACGACCCUUGAUAUCCAGAAGUUUUCCGGAGGACCUGGAAUAGUGGCCGCCUCUUAUGUCCACUUCUGUGACACUGAACUAUGCAACAACGCUGACAGCACCAGUGUCCUACUUAACAACCUGUCACUUGCAUCCUUUUCUAAGAAGAAAAAAUCCAGUGAGUGUCCUGUCUGCUUGAAGUUUCAGGGUUCCUGCUCCCAAGAAGGCAAAUUUAUGCUCUGCCCUAUGGCCACCCACUGCUAUUACAGUGACAUAACUGUAGAAGGAGGUGGGCUCAAUAUCAUCUUUAGCAUUGAUGGAUGCCUGACCAACUCUGCCAAAGACCUAUUGAACAACCAAACUUCAGUUGGGAUCUUCUCCAUAAUAGAAGCCUCUGAUCAAAAUAUCACCACUUCAUUCUCACAUGUACUUGUCCCGAGCACCCUCCCAGUCUGGAUGUUAGGGCUCAGGGCUUUUCUCAGCCCUUUGUUUACAAAGAUCUGUUCUCUUUGCUGAAUGCAUUUCCCAGCCAUACUUAAUCCCUCUUGGCUAUCCAUACUCAGCCCUCCUCUGAUCUCAUAACCCAAAGACCUGAGACCGGGCACUGUCAGCCUGUGCUGUCGGGUGCCCUCAUCCCUCCCCCACACACUCUGCCUCCUCAUGUUUAGAUAUGGGAGCCACUGAACUCACCCUGCUCCAGAGCGGACAACCGCACACUGACCGCACAUGUGGAAAAUAAAGUUGCUGUUAUUUACCAAAUACUGGGUUUCUCUACGUGAGGAGAGGAGGGCACACAGUGGAAUCCAUGAGAGACUUCCUGCCAGGAUUUGUACAGGGGACUCGGCCUAGCUGCCUUAAGUGACAUGUGUCAUAGGUUUUUCAGAUUAGCAUCCAUGGCUCCUGGGGCACAACAUGUGUUUCCAGUUCCUGAGAGACUGGUGUGCUCCCAGAAGCAGUGAAGCGUCAUUUAGGAAUAAUUUGUGUUCCUCUGUAUGUUCCCAGAGUAGUAAAGAAAGCAUGGAAGCCUGACAGGACCAUCUUAGUCACUAAUCCUUUGUGCCCUGUGUGCCCUGCAAAUGUCAUUGUAUCCUGGAAACUACAAUUGUAUACUGGUGAUUGCCAUUAGAUUCUGUUUCUAAUAAAGGUAUAAGCAAUCUGACUGCUCUCAAUAAAAUUUUCACAGCUCAGUCUUGCUGCGGACCCUC